AUGGGUAUAUUAAGUUACGCCGUCGCCGGCGGUGGAUUUGCAGUAAUCGGCGCGUGGGAGUCACUGGACUCAUCGAACCUGGAUCCGAAUUCAUCUUCUGGUACUGCUGAUUCAUCUUCCCCUAUGGCUCAGAUCAGAGCUUCGCCGCCAAAAUCUGUUGGAUCAUCUUCCAUCCCCGUAGCUUUGCUUUCGUCUCUGUUUAUUGCGAACUCGUUUUUCUCCUUCUUCAGCUCAAUCGGAUCUCGCGAUCGGGUCGGGUCAAUGAUCCAGUUACAGAUCGUGGCAGUGGCAGUACUAUUCCUAUAUUACGCCAUUCUAACAUAUCUGGUCAACUCCAAAAACGCUGUCUUUGUUGCACUUCCGUCUUCGAUUACAACUUUAUUGCUUCUCUUUGGCUUCAUUGAGGAGUUCUUAAUGUUCUACCUGCAAAAGAAAGAUGUUUCUGGAAUCGAGAAUCGUUAUUACGAUCUCAUGCUCGUGCCCAUUGCCAUCUGCGUCUUCUCCACGGUUUUUGAGCUCAAAUCCGACUCUAGCACGCAUCGGUUUGCGAAAUUAGGUCGUGGGAUCGGUCUGAUUCUGCAAGGAACAUGGUUUCUGCAAAUGGGUGUAUCGUUUUUUACCGGUUUGAUCACUAAUAACUGUACGUUUCACGAGAAGAGCAGAGGCAAUUUCACGAUCAAGUGCAAAGGACACGGUGAUUAUCACCGAGCAAAAGCUAUAGCUACUCUUCAAUUUAACUGUCAUUUGGCUCUAAUGGUAGUUGUGGCUACUGGUUUGUUCUCUGUCAUUGCUAACAAGAAUGGUUAUCUCCGUCAAGAUCAUUCUAAAUAUCGACCUCUCGGAGCUGAGUUGGAGAAUUUAAGUACUUUCACACUUGACUCUGAUGAAGAAGACGAGGUUCGAGAAGAGAGCAACGUAGCUAAAGAAGUUGGUCUCAAUGGAAACAGCUCACAUGAUUAAAGUUAGUUCUAAAGCUACUACUACAGUUAGAUCAUUCGUGGAAUCUUAUGGCAAACGGUUAUCUAAGUCGACUGUGUCAAAGGAAUCAAAGUUUUUCUUCUUUCAUUUAGGGGCUUCUUCUUUUUCAUCGCCUUGAUCACUGCUACUCUUGAAAAACUUGCAUAGAAAUAUGUAGACUACAAAGCUUAUUGUACUUGUAAGAGCAAGAAGCCAGUAGUAUUUGUCAAGCCGAGCUUCCGACAUAUCAUCUGCAAACCAGUUUUGUCGGUCACCUGUUGAGCUCGAGUAAGCCUCGACAAUUGAGAUCAGUGCGGCGCUCACAAAGCUUCCAACACCAAAAACACUUGUGUAGAGAGCAAAUCCCAUUGUUCUCAUUCUUACAGGAACCUCACUGUAGAAAAACUCUUGCAUCCCAACGACUGUGAAUAUAUCUGAGAUUCCCAAGAGGAUGUACUGAGGCAGCAGCCAGAAGAUGCUCAGUGGGACGGUUUCUGGAUCAUAAUCAGGGUUGCAGGUGGGAUUUUGAAGUUGGACCCAAUGUUUCUCUUCAUAGUCACACCUUGUUUGGUGAAAAAGGUUGCUGGUAGCUGGAAGAUAACCGCGAACAUGAGAAGCAUCAUCCAUAUGGGGAAAAGGCGAAUCACUAACUUAACAUUAUCAAUUCCAGAGAAAACCGUUUUCGAGCUCUCGUCAUCUUCCAAUCCUUUGGAGGUUGUUGAAGGAGUCUCAAUGUCUUCGGUCUCACAUUUACAGAGAGGCCUCUCCUCUAGCCUACAUAAACAGGUAAUCAUUAGUCGCUAAAAAACUUAAAAGACUAAUUAGUUUCAUGAGAUAUCGUGGUUUUUCCGAACUUACUCAAGCUCCAUAGCAUCCAAAUCUUUCUCAUCUGCAAGUGUAUAUAUGCUUCUCUGCUUCACUACUCUCCCUUUAAUGAAUUUAAGAAUCUUCUC
This is a messenger RNA of Arabidopsis thaliana (thale cress), 1910 nucleotides long. Its product is annotated as plant viral-response family protein (DUF716). The record is from RefSeq and is marked reviewed. Lineage: Eukaryota; Viridiplantae; Streptophyta; Magnoliopsida; Brassicales; Brassicaceae. Gene Ontology annotation, cellular component: membrane. The coding region runs from base 1 to 960 and encodes 319 amino acids. The transcript has 3 exons.